This is a messenger RNA of Aspergillus clavatus NRRL 1, 2064 nucleotides long. It is a transcript of the gene chs3, whose product is annotated as putative chitin synthase activator (Chs3). Gene Ontology annotation, molecular function: protein binding. The coding region runs from base 1 to 2064 and encodes 687 amino acids. The record is from RefSeq and is a predicted model, not a curated record. NCBI's taxonomy places the organism in Eukaryota, Fungi, Ascomycota, Eurotiomycetes, Eurotiales, Aspergillaceae. The transcript is spliced from 2 exons.
AUGGCAAGCCCGGUGGCAGCUGAAUACCCUCAGCCUAUAUCCUCACCUCCUCCCGUCUACCUUCGGUCCUCUCCCCCGCUUUCUCCGUCUCAGAGUCAAUCAACUCCCCGAUCUAUCCCCUCGCAUCGCCCCAGCCAAAGCAUCGCGCGGAAAGCAGUGCCUUUCUCUCGGCCAGGGUCCGGACAUCCUGCAUCGCCCCCAGUCCAAGUUCUUGACAAGACAAACUCGGCAGAGGUAUCAAACAGCACAAUCGAAAGAACGCGACGCAGCAAUGGCGGAGACUUUCUUCCCACCAUGGCCUUCACCAACAUCUCGCUCGAUGACGAACCGCAACCAAGGCAGACCGAUAACGGGACUAUUCCACCAGCGCCGGGAUCCAGAAGACAUGGACAUACCCCUGCCAAUAGCGGUUCUUGGUCUGUCAUAGACCAUCAGCUCAAGGAUGAGACGGGGGACUCUCCCAAGCCAGGCACAUCGUCUGCUGGUCCCACUGUACCUGGUGGUAGCCAGAAGAACUCCUCCAGUGGCAGCUUGGAGAGUGAGACGCAGAAUGUUGAAAACUUUGAACCGUUGCAUUACCACCAUCGACCCUACCGGAAUUCCCGUGCGGGUAAGUCGCCAGCGGGCUCGGGGUCUGCCGAGAAUCUCGCAGCCCCCAACGGCCAUCUCUCUGCUAGACGGCAGACUCUGGCGCGACCGACGUCGACAUACUCGAUCAUGUCAGAUAUGGGCGGUGACGGCCGGAACCUGUCCCCCCACGCCUCGCCAUAUCUACAUGCACGCGCUUCACCUAGAGACUCCUCAUCCCCUGACGUUCGUCCGCUCUCCUUUGUCGAUCUCCUUAAUACAUCUUACCCCCAACCGGGCCCCGCCCCAGCACAAAUGGACAACUCGCAUUUGAAAUCCUGGGUUGGUAACAAUGCGUCGUUACUCAGUCACAAGCAAACAUUCGAUAUGUACUUGGCCAACGUAAAGAAGACGGAUAGCUCGGCGAUACAGUACGAAUUUGCGGUGUUCAUGGUCAACGCGAUGCUGGAAAUGCCGCCGGAAGAUCCUGAAACACGUAAGAGCGCGGUAUAUGAUCCGAAAGGGACGAAAAUUACCCGCGAAGGGCUCUUGAAGGAAGCCAAGUCGAUCCUCCAGGGCCUUGCGAAUCGCAGCUAUCCAUUCGCACAGUACUACUUGGCCGACGGGUAUGCAUCUGGACUGUUCAGCAAGGGGAAGGAGGACUACGAUCGGGCGUUCCCUCUGUUCGUCGCAGCCAGCAAACAUGGGCACGUUGAGGCAUGCUAUCGGACCGCGCUCUGCUAUGAGUUCGGCUGGGGCACUAGGGUGGAAGCGGCCCGAGCACAGCAGUUCUAUCGGCAAGCUGCGUCCAAGAAUCAUCCCGGGGCCAUGUUACGCAUGGCCAAGGCUUGCCUGGCAGGUGACAUGGGCCUUGGCAAACGCUACCGUGAAGGUGUCAAGUGGCUGAAGCGUGCGGCGGAAUCAUCUGACGCGCAGUACAAUUCCGCCCCGUACGAGCUCGGAUUGCUUCAUGAGACGGGUUACGGCGAUGAUGUCUUCCCUGACCCGGCCUACGCGGCACAGCUGUUCACCAAAUCCGCAGAUCUAGGUCAUGCGGAGGCGAGCUAUCGUCUGGGAGAUGCUUACGAGCAUGGAAAGUUGGAGUGCCCUCGGGAUCCCGCGCUGAGUAUACACUUUUACACCAACGCUGCACAAGGGGGACAUGUCUUGGCCAUGAUGGCUUUGUGUGCUUGGUACCUGGUUGGUGCAGAGCCUGUUUUGGAGAAGGACGAGGGAGAGGCCUACGAAUGGGCCAAGCGCGCUGCCGAACUUGGUUUGGCGAAGGCGCAGUACGCAGUCGGAUACUUCACCGAGAUGGGGAUUGGCUGCCGGCGCGACCCUCUCGAAGCCAACGUCUGGUACGUACGAGCGGCGGAUCAAGGCGAUGAACGAGCGAAGCAUCGCAUUGCCACCAUUCGAGCUGCUGCGGACGGUGCAAGCUCUUCUCAGAAUGGACAGAAAGAGAAGCAGAAAUCUCUCGGUAAGCCAUCACUUUAG